AAACUCCAACAUGUACAUUUUUCUAAUUUCAUCUUUUGUUUCUUUAAUUGUCUCCUUCCCGAACUUCGCCUAGGAAUAUUUGUUUUCUUUGGACGGAAUUGGGGAAAAUCGGAAACCAGGCUAUUACCGCCAUUUAAGCAUCCACCGCCAUAAACCUUAAUGGUCACCAUUCCACAACUUCAAUCUCUUAAAUUUACGAACUGAAGAAGUCAUUAACCCUAAUUUUAUCUUGCAACUGAUAAAGUUUUGAUCUUUAGUUUUGUUUUCCUAAAAAUUAAAUUUAGAUUGCAAAAGCAAAAAUGUCAGGAGAAGCAUUAGAAAGAUACCAAAAUCUAGGAUUGCGAGAGUCAUUAUCUCUCUCUUACCGUUAUCCAUUGGUUUGUAAGGAGCUUGGAGUUAUUCUUCGUUUGGGUUUUUCUAAAUCACCUAAACCCCUUCAAUCCCUUCUAUUUGAAGAUACUAUUGCUGCUUUUCGCCUUCUUCCUCAAAUGCAGACGCAAAGUGCUGUUUCGGCAGCUAACCUUCUAAGCCAAAGUGCUGCUGCAGCUUUCCCCAAGCAGAAACGAGGUCUGGCUGCUACUGAAUUUAAGCAAGCCAAGGUUGCUUACAAGCGACGUUUCAAAACUCAACAGGAAAGAAAAGAUCUCGUCCAACUGCCUCAAGAUGUCCUCGUACAUCUUUUCAGUUUCUUGGACAUGCAAUCUUUAGUAUCCGCUGGAAUAGUAUGCUGGUCAUGGAAUGCAGCUGCAAGUGACAACUAUCUUUGGCAGCUUCAUUAUAUCACCCAUUUUGGUGACGGGGAGAUUAUUCCGAAACAAAAGGGUCAUCAAAGUUCUCGUAAUUUUUGUGAAGAUGCAAACUAUGACUGGAAAGAAGCCUUUCAGAAAGCAUACUUAGGCCUUCCAUCUUGGAGAUAUAAAUAUAACAGAGGAUUCUGUCGUUUUUGCGAUUCAAUUGUUUGGCCUAACAACCUGAAUUGCCCAAAGGCGCACUUGACAACUUUUCAACUUCAUGGAAUUCAGCCGUUGAAGCCUUUAUCACCUAGCCAGCUCGUCAGAUACGUUUUAGAAAAUGAUACUUCUUGGCUGUACUCUUCAGAUAGUGAUAGCGAAUCAGAUGAAGAGGGUGAUCUCAAAUUCUGGACAUUUAAGUACUAGCUCAUUACAAUGGAUUAUUUUGAUUCCGAGCUAUUACUCUCACUAGAGACUUUCUCUCGGUGAUAUGACCUCGAAACAAUUAGCUCAUAUGCUAAUAAUUGAAUUAGUUAGAAUAUCCAACCCAUUUAUAAAAGGAAUCUCACGGUGAGACCAUCUCACACAAGAAUUUGUGUAUAUUUGUUUGAAAGAGCUCAACACUGGUGAAUAAGGCCUAACAUUGAGCGGUCGCCAGAAGCCUUCCCGGCAACUCCAAUUUUUGAACCUUACAAAAGUAAAAGUUGCUGGCAUUUGCUUGGUUUUCUGAGGUAAAAACUCUGUAUAGCAUAGAAGGUGUUUAUCAUAAAUCAUGUCAAUAUUGUUGAAACCAUUGGGAAAUUGUGUUUGAUACAUUUACUUUUGGCAAAACUAUUUUCAGCUUCAUAUUAUUUUUUUGAGUUGCAACAUUGUUCUCGAAAA
Molecule: messenger RNA, 1613 nt
Organism: Amaranthus tricolor (Joseph's coat)
Lineage: Eukaryota; Viridiplantae; Streptophyta; Magnoliopsida; Caryophyllales; Amaranthaceae
Product: F-box protein At5g52880
Exons: 6
Coding region: 300-1157 (285 amino acids)
Molecular function (GO): protein binding
Source: RefSeq, a predicted model, not a curated record